Messenger RNA from Motacilla alba alba, 2009 nucleotides. RefSeq names its product zinc finger protein 239-like. Gene Ontology annotation, biological process: regulation of transcription by RNA polymerase II. Gene Ontology annotation, cellular component: nucleus. The record is from RefSeq and is a predicted model, not a curated record. The transcript has 2 exons. Lineage: Eukaryota; Metazoa; Chordata; Aves; Passeriformes; Motacillidae. The coding region runs from base 140 to 1276 and encodes 378 amino acids. Gene Ontology annotation, molecular function: DNA-binding transcription activator activity, RNA polymerase II-specific; RNA polymerase II cis-regulatory region sequence-specific DNA binding.
CCUCCCCGGGCCCGCACAGGCGCUCCGGUAAUGGCGGCUCUGCGGAGCCAGGGCCCCCUCAGGGCGGUACGGGGGCCGUGCUUGGCCCCGCUCUGACCAAUCGGCGCGCCAGAAUGAGGAGUGGCGGCAGGAUCAGCCAAUGGCGGCGAGGGGCGGGCUGUGCGCGCGGCGCGGGCUCUGCACACGGCCCGGGCUCGCCUCCCUUUCCCCGAGCUGCGGCGUUUCCCGGAAGCCGCGGCUGAGGAGCGGCCCCGGCGCUGGGCCCGGCCCGGGCGGGAGCCCAAGGAGCCGCUGCUGCUGCCCCGAACCGCCCCGAGCUCGGCGUGACCGCGACCUGAGGGCGCUGGGAGCUGCGGUGAGUGCGGGACGGAGCAGGGACGCACCUGCAGCCCCGGCAGGAGCCCCGGCCGGAGAAGGGGAUGCUGGAGAGAGGCCACAACCUCUCUGUCACUUCCCUCCUCAGCCUGGGCAGGGAACAGAGCACGGAAGGAAAGGCUCAAGGGCCUGGGAUUUUUCAUUCCCAGAGCGUGUCUGGAUGGAGGAGGAGGAAAAGCCCUGGAGAUUCCGCACGAGGAGGGGCUGCAAACCCGGCCCAGGGAGCUGCAGGGAGGAAAGAGCCCCCGUGAGACAGGAGGGCAGCCGGAGAUCCAGCCAGAGCUCAGAGCUGGUGGAGAAGCCUCAUGGCAGGGAGAAGCCCCACAAGUGUUUGGAAUGUGGGAAGGGCUUCAAGUGGAGCUCCAACCUGAUCCAGCACCAGGUGAUCCACACUGGGGAAAAGCCCUAUGAGUGUGAAGAGUGUGGGCAGGGUUUCAGCCGGAGCUCCAGCCUGUUCCAGCACCAGAAGAUCCACAGUGGAGAAAAGCCCUACAAGUGUGGGAAAUGUGGGAAGAGCUUCAGCCGCAGCUCUAGCCUGUUCCAGCACCAGGUGAUCCACACUGGAGAACGGUCUUACACCUGCUUGGAAUGUGGGAAGAGCUAUGGGUGGCACUCUGACCUGAGAAAACACCAGCGCACCCACACUGGGGAGAGGCCCUACAAGUGUCCCCAGUGUGGGAAGAGGUUUCAGAUCAGCUCCAGUCUCCUCGUACAUGAGCGGAUUCACACACAGGAGAGGCCCUUCCGCUGCCCUGACUGUGGGAAGGGCUUCAAGCGAAACUUCCACCUCACCACCCACCGGCGCGUCCACACUGGGGAGAGGCCCUACGAGUGUGGGGAGUGUGGGAAGAGCUUCUCACAGAGCUCUCACUUGACCCAACACCAACGGAGGUGCCACUAAAGGAAGCCCAGUGAGUGCCCCAAGUGCGGGGAGAGCUUUGUGUGCUGCUCCAGCUCCAUCCCCCAUGGGAGGAUUGGUGUUGGAUGAUCCCCAGUGACCCCCGUUGGGCAGAGCCCUGGUGACCCCUGAUUGGGAAUCAAACAGAGAGUAAAACAAUGGAGCUGAUAGAGGGGCCCGAUAGCUGAGGCCUGACUGAGCAGAAACCGUGGGACAGACACAGACACAUAAAGGCUCCCUGAGCAAGAAUUCCCCCAAGUCCCUCCCCAGUGCCCCCCAUAAACUGGACUGGGUUUAACUGGGAAGCUUUACUCGGAACACUGGGAGCAGCUGGGCGCAGGCAGAGUGACAGUGAGGCUGGGGGGACACACGACCCCCCCAAAAUCAGUGCAGGGAUGGAGCAGGGGGUCCCGGCCUGGCCUGAGGCCACGGGGAGGGGCUGCAGCCGCUGGUGUCUCAAGAGCUCUGUGGACAGAGAAAAGGGGGUGACACUGGGCUGGGGGGCCCCAGGGGAAGCACACACGCUCUGGGGAAGGGGGGACAUGACCCCCAGGACCUUCCCUCACCUUCUUGCACAGGUAGAAGCCGAGCCCCAGUGCCAGGAAAACGAAGCCCAACAUGGAGCCCCCAAUUCCCAUCAUCAUCUUGCUGUUGACAACAUCUGGUGGCAUCUCUGGGGGGUGUGCAGGGGUCAGGACCCCCAAAACCUCUCACAGACACCCCAAGUUCUUUCCAA